Molecule: messenger RNA, 822 nt
Organism: Amblyraja radiata (thorny skate)
Lineage: Eukaryota; Metazoa; Chordata; Chondrichthyes; Rajiformes; Rajidae
Product: zinc finger protein 79-like
Exons: 4
Coding region: 1-822 (273 amino acids)
Biological process (GO): regulation of transcription by RNA polymerase II
Cellular component (GO): chromatin; PcG protein complex; transcription regulator complex
Molecular function (GO): RNA polymerase II cis-regulatory region sequence-specific DNA binding; DNA-binding transcription factor activity, RNA polymerase II-specific
Source: RefSeq, a predicted model, not a curated record
AUGAGUGUGACGUGUGUGGCAAGGUCUGGCAAAGCCCAAGCCAGCUGGAGAUCCACCGGCGGGUUCACAUGGGAGAACGCCCCUUCCACUGCUCAGAAUGCGGCAAGAGUUGCAUCCGCUACGACCACAUGUGAGAGACCGUUCACCUGCUCCGCCUGCGACAAGAGCUUCAAGUCAGCGCCAAACCUGAAAAGACACCUGCGUGUGCACACGAGCGAGAAGCCCUUUGACUGCUCCACCUGCGUGCCGCAAGGGUUUCACCCGCUCCGGCACGCUGAAGUCCCACCAGCGCACCCACACCGCGGAGCGGACCUACACCUGCGCCCAGUGCGGCAAAGGUUUCACCAGCUCCGCCACGCUGAUGUCCCACCAGCACACCCACACCGGGGAAGCGCCCUACACCUGCAGCUAAUGCGCAAGGGCUUCUCCCAAUCCUGUCAACUGCUGUCCCACCAGCGCACCCACACCGGCGAGCGCCUCUUCACCUGCGCCCAGUGCGGCAAGGGAUUCACCCUCUCCAGGAUUCACCUGCUGAAGCACCAGCGCACCCACACCGGUGAGCGCCCCUACACCUGCGCCCAGUGCGGCAAGGGAUCCACCUGCUCCACCAAGCUUCUGUCCCACCAGCGCACCCACACCAGCGAGCGCCCCUACACCCCCACCCAGUGCGGCAAGGGCUUCAAUUGCUCUUGCAAUCUGCUAUCCCACCAGCGCACCCACACCGACAUCCUCAUGAAGAAGGCCUACGCCUGGGCAGCUAUCCAGCCAGAAGAUGCGAAAGCAUUGCGGGAGUUUGCGAAAUUUCUUAGAAGUAUUAAAUAA